UUCCCUAUUGUGGGAUACGCGCAUGCGUGCUACGUCCAUCACGGGCACCCGUACAACAACACGGAAGUGAGGGGACUCUCGCUAUGCGUCGAAAUGCUGCGUUAAGCUCGUAAAUGCGCGGUAAACCGAGUGCGUAGGUUACAUUUAACACAGCAAAGAGACAAAGUUCAGUUUUUAAUGAACCUGUUUUACUUUAACGUCGGGAGUUAUGUCGUCGAAAGGCGGGAAGCCAGGCCCGGGUUUAGCUUGCUAGCUAAACUAGCUAGCCGCGCGUUCAAUGAAUGAAAUAGUGCACGGAUAGUUAUUUUAGUUAGUAAGAAAAUGUACAUCUAGUUCAUUAAUGAAUGAUAAAGUGUGUGGAUAGUUGAUAGUAUUUAGUAAUAAAAUGGUUCAGAACGUGUUCCGGACCGGAUUCCUAGUUCGGGCCGCACACACCUUGCUGACCUGGGUUAUAACUCUCAUUCUCUUCGUGCACAACACUGACUUGCGCCAAUGUGAGGAACGCGGAGAGCUGCUACUUCCGGUGCUUUUCUUCCUGCUGGUGGUGCUUUCAGUGCUCUUGUACUUUGCUGUGUCUCUCAUGGACCCGGGCUUCGUCCUCUCCGACACUGUCAAGGCUUCAGACCUGGAGACCGAGUCUAUGAUGCCUCAGACUUCCACGGCUCGUCUACGACGUUGUGGCUUCUGCCUGCUGCAGCAGCCAAUGAGAGCCAAGCACUGCCAGACCUGCAAAAAAUGCGUGCGGCGCUUCGACCACCACUGUCCGUGGAUGGAGAACUGCGUGGGCGAGAGGAACCAUCGCUGGUUCCUGCUCUACCUGCUGGUGCAGCUGCUGGCGCUGCUGUGGGCGCUGCAAGUGGCCUUGUCGGGCAUCUCAGCCGCCGCCACGUGGGAGUCCUGGUUGCGGGCCAACGGCUUCCUGCUGGCGGCGCUGUGCGUGGCGGGCGUCUUCUCGGCGGUGGUGGCGGUGCUGCUGGGCUGCCACGUCUACCUGGUGUCCAUCAACUGCACCACCUGGGAGUUCAUGUCCCGCCACAGGAUCGCCUACCUGCGGGAGCGCCAGGACCAGGACAACCCCUUCGACCGCGGCGUCCUCUGCAACCUAAGGGACUUCUUCUGCGCGUGCGGCGCCGUGGCGUGGGAGCAGGUCUACCACGGGAACACCCAGAACCCCGUCUGAGGCGCCAUGCAGGAGUCGUGGGCGGAGCUUGUCGAAGCAGGAAGCACUUCCUUGACUAGGUGAGCACGCGGGAGGAUCCAUCCCAGCUCAGCCGUGCAGAGCGCAGAAGUCAAAGUCGGCGAAGGCUCCUUGCUGCUCGUCUGACAGACUGCCUGGUCGGGAGGGCGGCGACAAAACGGGCUGCAAGCUGGUGAAGUCGCUGUCGAAGUUGCUGACGUCGGCCGACUCUUUGAUGGACGGCAGGAAAGGAGGCUUCACCUUCUUGGCCAGCAGCGCCUCCCACUCCACUUCCUGUGGGCACAGCAGGACGAGCUGCUCAGGCCACUGGUUGGCGAUGAUGACGUCAUAACGUCCACGCAUUGCUGAGUUAAAGUUAAAGUACCAAUGAUUGUCACACACACACUAGGUGUGGUGAAAUUUGUCUUCAGCGUUUGACCCAUCCCCUUAGUCCCCCCCUGGGAGGUGAGGGGAGCAGUGAGCAGCAGUGGUGGCCGCGCCCGGGAAUCAUUUUUGGUGAUUUAACUCCCAAUUCCAACCCUUGAUGCUGAGUGCCAAGCAGGGAGGUAAUGGCUCCCAUUUUUAUAGUCUUUGGUAUGACUCGGCCGGGGUUUGAACUCACGACCUACCGAUCUCAGGGCGGACACUCUAACCACAAGGCCACUGAGCUUCAUGACCAGGCCCUCAAAAAUGCGUCCAAUUUGAUGAAAUAUUCAUAAUAAUAAUAAUAGCUCACGUCCUUCCACAGGCCUUGACCCACUAACAAAACAUUCAGGAAUGUUUGCAUUCUAAAGUUAGCAAGUUUCAAGUUAUAUGAGUCUGAGGUGUGCUGCUGUUAAAUUGGCUAAAAAAAGUUGGCAUGUGUGUCACAUACCAGGUUAUAUGAGUCUGAGGUGUACAACUGCACACUUGGCUCAAAAGCUUGUUUAGAAAUGACUGGUUGGACACCGUGUAUGUUACAUGUUAGCAUAUUAGCAAAUAUUAUGGGAUGGAAUAGGAGAUGACAUCAAUACAAAUACAUUCCAAAAAAAACAACUGUAAUUUUUUGUGUUACCAAGCGUGUGUAAAAUCCAUUGGAAAGUUGUGUGUCAAACAGCCCCUUUAAGCGCCAAAAGUAUGACUAAAGUGUCAAAGAAUUAUUUACAUUUGCACUUUAAUUGUAUUGACAGUUUAGUUAGCAAACAUUCAUUUUUAAUUCACUUUAUUUUAGCACAUCAUUGUGUCAAUUUAUUUUGAUGUAGUAUUUUCUUCUGACCAGUCUGUGUUGUCCAAUGUGGUUUUUUUAAGUUAUUGUGUUGUCAAAAGUGUUUUUUAAAGUUGUGUUUUAAAGAUGUUUUUUUAAGUUGUGUUGUCCAGUGUUUGUUUUUUUUAAGUUGUGUUGUCAAACGUUUUUUUCAAAGUUGUUGUGUUGUCAAAGACAUUUUUAAAAGGUGUUAUGUUGUAAAAGACGUUUUACGUUGUGUUUAAGUGUUUUUAAAAUUGUGUAGUCAAGUGUUUUUUUUAAGUUGUGUUGUCAAAGGUUUUUUGUGAAAUGUUUUUUAAAGUUGUGUUGUUAAAUAUGUUUUUUUUUGUUGUUGUUUUGUUGUCCAAAGUGUUUUUUAGAGUUGUUGUGUUAAGUGUUUUUUUUAAGUUGUUGUGUUGUCAUGGGUUUUUUGUCAAAGAUGUUUAUUAAAGUUGUGUUGUCAAAUGUUUUUUUUUAAGUUGUGUUGUCAAAUACAUUUUUUAAGUGAAGUGUUUUAGGUUGUUGUCAUAGGUUGUUUUUUUUGUCAAAUAUGUUUAUUAAAGUUUUUGUGUUGUCAAGUAUGUUUUUAAAGUUGUUCUGCUGUCAAAGACGGGUUUUUAAAAAAGUUGUUGUGUUGUCAAAGAUGUUUUUAAAGUUGUGUUGUCAAAGAUAUUUUCUAAAGUGGUUGUAUUGUCAAAUGUGUUGUUUAAGUUUUUGUGUUAGUCUUUUGUCAAAGAUGUGUUGUAAAAUGUUUUAAAAGUUGUUGUGUUGUCAAAAGUGAUUGUUACAGUUGUUGUCAAAGGUGUUUUUUAAAGUUAUUGUGUUGUCAAAUAUGUUUUUUUUUAAAGAUGUGUUGUCAAAAGUGUUUUUUAAAGUUGUGUUGUCAAAUACAUUUUUUAACUUGUUAGUGUUUUUUUAAGUUGUUGUGUUGUCAUAGUUUUUUUUGUCAAAUAUGUUUAUUAAAGUUUUUGUGUUGUCAAGUAUGUUUUUUUAAAGUUGUUGUGCUGUCAAAUAAGUUUAAAAAAAAAGUUGUUGUGUUGUCAAAGACGUUUUUAAAGUUGUGUUGUCAAAUGUUUUUUUAAAGUUGUGUUGUCAAAUACAUUUUUUAAGUGAAGUGUUUUAGGUUGUUGUCAUAGGUUGUUUUUUUUGUCAAAUAUGUUUAUUAAAGUUGUUGUGUUGUCAAGUAUGUUUUUAAAGUUGUUCUGCUGUCAAAGACGGGUUUUUAAAAAAGUUGUUGUGUUGUCAAAGACGUUUUUAAAGUUGUGUUGUCAAAGAUAUUUUCUAAAGUGGUUGUAUUGUCAAAUGUGUUGUUUAAGUUUUUGUGUUAGUCUUUUGUCAAAGAUGUGUUGUAAAAUGUUUUAAAAGUUGUUGUGUUGUCAAAAGUGAUUGUUACAGUUGUUGUCAAAGGUGUUUUUUAAAGUUAUUGUGUUGUCAAAUAUGUUUUUUUUAAAGAUGUGUUGUCAAAAGUGUUUUUUAAAGUUGUGUUGUCAAAUACAUUUUUUAACUUGUUAGUGUUUUUUUAAGUUGUUGUGUUGUCAUAGUUUUUUUUGUCAAAUAUGUUUAUUAAAGUUUUUGUGUUGUCAAGUAUGUUUUUUUAAAGUUGUUGUGCUGUCAAAUAAGUUUAAAAAAAAAGUUGUUGUGUUGUCAAAGACGUUUUUAAAGUUGUGUUGUCAAAUGUUUUUUUAAAGUUGUGUUGUCAAAUACAUUUUUUAAGUGAAGUGUUUUAGGUUGUUGUCAUAGGUUGUUUUUUUUGUCAAAUAUGUUUAUUAAAGUUGUUGUGUUGUCAAGUAUGUUUUUAAAGUUGUUCUGCUGUCAAAGACGGGUUUUUAAAAAAGUUGUUGUGUUGUCAAAGACGUUUUUAAAGUUGUGUUGUCAAAGAUAUUUUCUAAAGUGGUUGUAUUGUCAAAUGUGUUGUUUAAGUUUUUGUGUUAGUCUUUUGUCAAAGAUGUGUUGUAAAAUGUUUUAAAAGUUGUUGUGUUGUCAAAAGUGAUUGUUACAGUUGUUGUCAAAGGUGUUUUUUAAAGUUAUUGUGUUGUCAAAUAUGUUUUUUUUUAAAGAUGUGUUGUCAAAAGUGUUUUUUAAAGUUGUGUUGUCAAAUACAUUUUUUAACUUGUUAGUGUUUUUUUAAGUUGUUGUGUUGUCAUAGUUUUUUUGUCAAAUAUGUUUAUUAAAGUUUUUGUGUUGUCAAGUAUGUUUUUUUAAAGUUGUUGUGCUGUCAAAUAAGUUUAAAAAAAAAGUUGUUGUGUUGUCAAAGACGUUUUUAAAGUUGUGUUGUCAAAUGUUUUUUUAAAGUUGUGUUGUCAAAUACAUUUUUUAAGUGAAGUGUUUUAGGUUGUUGUCAUAGGUUGUUUUUUUUGUCAAAUAUGUUUAUUAAAGUUGUUGUGUUGUCAAGUAUGUUUUUAAAGUUGUUCUGCUGUCAAAGACGGGUUUUUAAAAAAGUUGUUGUGUUGUCAAAGACGUUUUUAAAGUUGUGUUGUCAAAGAUAUUUUCUAAAGUGGUUGUAUUGUCAAAUGUGUUGUUUAAGUUUUUGUGUUAGUCUUUUGUCAAAGAUGUGUUGUAAAAUGUUUUAAAAGUUGUUGUGUUGUCAAAAGUGAUUGUUACAGUUGUUGUCAAAGGUGUUUUUUAAAGUUAUUGUGUUGUCAAAUAUGUUUUUUUUUAAAGAUGUGUUGUCAAAAGUGUUUUUUAAAGUUGUGUUGUCAAAUACAUUUUUUAACUUGUUAGUGUUUUUUUAAGUUGUUGUGUUGUCAUAGUUUUUUUUGUCAAAUAUGUUUAUUAAAGUUUUUGUGUUGUCAAGUAUGUUUUUUUAAAGUUGUUGUGCUGUCAAAUAAGUUUAAAAAAAAAGUUGUUGUGUUGUCAAAGACGUUUUUAAAGUUGUGUUGUCAAAUGUUUUUUUAAAGUUGUGUUGUCAAAUACAUUUUUUAAGUGAAGUGUUUUAGGUUGUUGUCAUAGGUUGUUUUUUUUGUCAAAUAUGUUUAUUAAAGUUGUUGUGUUGUCAAGUAUGUUUUUAAAGUUGUUCUGCUGUCAAAGACGGGUUUUUAAAAAAGUUGUUGUGUUGUCAAAGACGUUUUUAAAGUUGUGUUGUCAAAGAUAUUUUCUAAAGUGGUUGUAUUGUCAAAUGUGUUGUUUAAGUUUUUGUGUUAGUCUUUUGUCAAAGAUGUGUUGUAAAAUGUUUUAAAAGUUGUUGUGUUGUCAAAAGUGAUUGUUACAGUUGUUGUCAAAGGUGUUUUUUAAAGUUAUUGUGUUGUCAAAUAUGUUUUUUUAAAAAGAUGUGUUGUCAAGUGUUUUUUAAAGUUGUGUUGUCAAAUACAUUUUUUAACUUGUUAGUGUUUUUUUAAGUUGUUGUGUUGUCAUAGUUUUUUUGUCAAAUAUGUUUAUUAAAGUUUUUGUGUUGUCAAGUAUGUUUUUUAAAGUUGUUGUGCUGUCAAAUAAGUUUAAAAAAAAAGUUGUUGUGUUGUCAAAGACGUUUUUAAAGUUGUGUUGUUAAAGUUUUUUUUAAAAAAGUUAUUGUGUUGUCAAAGUUUUUUUGUCAGAGAUGUGUUGUAAAAUAUGUUUUGUAAAGUUGUGUCAAGUGUUUUUUUUUAAGUUGUGUUGUCGAUGAUGUUUUCUAAAGUUGUUGUGUUAAAGUUUUUUAGUCAAAGAUGUGAUGUAAAAUGUUUUUUAAGGUGUUGUGUUAUUAAAGGUGUUAAGCUACUGUGUUGUCAAACAUGUUUUGUCAAAGAUGUGUUGUAAAGUUGUUUUAAGUGUUUUGUAUUUUUAAAGUUGACGUGUUGUAAAAUAUGUUUGCAAAGUUGUUGUGUUGUCAUGUGUUUUUAAAAUGUUUGUGUUGUCAAAAUUGUUUUUUGUAAGUCUUUGUGUUGUCAAUAUGUUUUAAAGAUGUUGUAUUGUCAAAUAUGUUUUUUUAAGUUGCUGUGUUGUCAGAGGUUUUUUGUUAAAGAUGUUUAUUAAAGUUGUUUUCUUAUGUUGUGUUGUCAACUAUGUGUUAGUUGUCGUGUUAGUCUUUUAUCAAAGAUGUGUUGUAAACUCUUUUAAAUGUUGUUGUGUUGUCAAAAGUGAUUGCUACAGUUGUGUUGUCAAAGGUGUAUUUUAAGUUAUUGUCUUGUCAAAGGUUUUAGUGUGAGAUGUGUUGUGAAAUAUGUUUUGUAAAGUUGUGUUAAGUGUUUUUUUAAGUGUUGUCAAAGGUGUUUUUUUUAAAAGUUAUUGUGUUAAGAUUGUUUUUUAAAAUUGUGUAGUCAAGUGUUUUUUUAAGUUGUUGUGUUGUCAUAGUUUUUUUGUCAAAGAUUUUUAUUAAAGUUGUUGUGUUGUCAAAUAUGUUUUUUUUUAAAGUUGCUGUGUUGUCAAAAGGGCCUUUUAUGUUUUCUUAUGUUGUGUUGUCAACUAUGUGUUAGUUGUCGUGUUAGUCUUUUAUCAAAGAUGUGUUGUAAACUCUUAAAUGUUGUGUUGUCAAAAGUGAUUGCUACAGUUGUGUUGUCAAAGGUGUAUUUUAAGUUAUUGUCUUGUCAAAGGUUUUAGUGUGAGAUGUGUUGUAAAAUAUGUUUUGUAAAGUUGUGUUAAGUGUUUUUUUAAGUGUUGUCAAAUGUUUUUUUUUUAAAGUUAUUGUGUUAAGAUUGUUUUUUAAAAUUGUGUAGUCAAGUGUUUUUUUAAGUUGUUGUGUUGUCAUAGUUUUUUUGUCAAAGAUUUUUAUUAAAGUUGUUGUGUUGUCAAGUGUUUUUUAAAACUGUGUAGUCAAGUGUUUUUUAAGUUGUUGUGUUGUCAUGGGUUUUUUGUGAAAGAUGUUUAUUAAAGUUGUUGUGUUGUCAAGUGUUUUUUUUUAAGUUGUUGUGUUGUCAAAUAAUUUUUUAAAGUUGUGUUAAGUGUUUUUUUAAGUUGUUUUGUUGUCAUAGGUUUUUUGUCAAAUAUGUUUAUUAAAGUUUUUGUGUUGUCAAAUAUGUUUUUAAAGUUGUUGUGUUGUCAAAUAAUUUUUUUUAAAAGUUGUGUUGUCAAAUAUAUUUUCUAAAGUUGUUGUACUGUCAAAUGUGUUGUUUAAGUUGUGUUAAUCUUUUGUCAAAGAUGUGUUGUAAAAUGUUUUAAAAGUUGUUGUGUUGUCAAAAGUGAUUGUUACAGUUGUUUUGUCAAAGGUGUUUUUUUGUUAGAGAUGUGUUGUAAAAUAUGUUUUGUUAAG
This is a messenger RNA of Entelurus aequoreus (snake pipefish), 7557 nucleotides long. Its product is annotated as palmitoyltransferase ZDHHC12-B-like. The coding region runs from base 386 to 1180 and encodes 264 amino acids. Lineage: Eukaryota; Metazoa; Chordata; Actinopteri; Syngnathiformes; Syngnathidae. Gene Ontology annotation, biological process: peptidyl-L-cysteine S-palmitoylation; protein targeting to membrane. The record is from RefSeq and is a predicted model, not a curated record. Gene Ontology annotation, molecular function: protein-cysteine S-palmitoyltransferase activity. The transcript is spliced from 6 exons. Gene Ontology annotation, cellular component: Golgi apparatus; endoplasmic reticulum.